UUCAGAUUGUGUAACACUGUAUGUUUACAAAUUAUUAUUGUGCUGCUUGAUAUAGAGCGCUAUUGGAAACAGUGACGUUUGAGCCAACAGGACAUUUUGGAUCUAGACUGUGUGCGUAAAGUGCGCAUGCGUGUUGCAGUUUCACCCGGACGGACUUCUUACGUACAUGUACAGUUCAGAGACAGCAUGGUGGAAGAUCUGAUGAGGCACAAUGGCACAUAGUGUACUUCAUUGUUUUAAGAGGAUAAACUUGCCUGUUCUUAAUGCUUAUAACGAUCUUUUUGUUAACACUCUACGGAUUCAGUCCCGUAGUUAUGCUAGUAAGAAACCAGUAACCAAAGGCAAAGGUAAAGGAAUGGUAAAGGAAGUUUUUAAGGGUCCAGAAGUCUGUAAGGAUCCAGUGAGACUUUGCACACAUGCAAUCGGAGUCAACAUCUUCAAACAAGGCGAGGAUCCUCUUAUUAAACCCAAGGAGGACUAUCCAGAAUGGUAUGAUGGUGUAUUUUACUUUGUGCUUUUAUAAUGAUUUUAUUUAUGAAAGU
This is a messenger RNA of Sinocyclocheilus anshuiensis, 542 nucleotides long. Its product is annotated as 39S ribosomal protein L54, mitochondrial-like. NCBI's taxonomy places the organism in Eukaryota, Metazoa, Chordata, Actinopteri, Cypriniformes, Cyprinidae. Gene Ontology annotation, cellular component: mitochondrial large ribosomal subunit. The record is from RefSeq and is a predicted model, not a curated record. Gene Ontology annotation, molecular function: structural constituent of ribosome. The transcript has 2 exons. The coding region runs from base 212 to 523 and encodes 103 amino acids.